This is a messenger RNA of Paramecium sonneborni, 2865 nucleotides long. The record is from the annotation of a GenBank genome assembly. NCBI's taxonomy places the organism in Eukaryota, Ciliophora, Oligohymenophorea, Peniculida, Parameciidae.
AUGAAAAAAGCAUAAAUGGACAAAUUUUUCACAAAUAUGACAAAUAGAUAAUAUCUACAAAGUGUAGCAUCUCCUACAACAACUGCUUUAAGCAAGCAUAAAAGGAAUGGCAGCUCAACAAUUAUAACAGGAAAUAAAUAUUUGGUUUAUUCAAGGCAUUCUUCAAGAUUUCUCAAAGACUCUUCUUCUAAACUUCCUCUAUUAACAACAGUUAUGAAAACAGAAUCAUAAGAUACUCCUAAAACCGCUAUUGUAAAAGCACGUAAAACUAGUGCAACAUUUGGAGAUUUUCGUAUUACAUAAUUGCAUCAAAGAAAUAAAACUGAGACAAUUCUCCUAUAAAAUAACUUCAAUAUUUCAAAAUAAGAAGAAAUUAAAGAUAAUUUUGAAUAGUUUCAAAAAGAUGAAUAACCUUAAAUACCUAUUAAUGAAAAAGAAGUAGAAUAAAUAAAUUAAUAACCUCCAUCUAUAGUUAAUAGAAGUGAGGCUAUUAGAUUUUAACCAAAAGUUCAAUUAUCUGAAGUGUUAGGUGAGUAAUUUCAUUUUACAUAAAUCAGCUACAAUAGCUCUUAAAUUAUGAAAAAUUAAAUAAAAUCUAAGAUAAAUGAAAUUGAAUCAUUAAAUGAAAAGAGUUGUCAUCUAAUGAGAAAAAUUACUUAAUUGUUAAACACGCAUAGAGAUAAAUAAAAUUUGAUUGAUUAAGAAAUUAAAAAAAAAAAAGAAAUAUUAAAUUUAACAGAUCGAGUAUUCACAUAAACUUUAAGUAAUAUGCCUGAUGAAAGAACACCAAAAAUUAGUGAAUCUCAUUUUAAUUAAAAAUUGAGUACUAUUGCUAAAAAGCAAUCUAAAGUAAAUCAUAACUUUAGUGUUUAAGAAACAGAAUCCUUAGCUCCUUUAAAAACCAUUGUUGAAGCCUUAAAAGAUAAAAAAAAUGAAAAAAAAGAAACUAAAGAUAACAAGAACAAUGAAAUUAAACAAACAAAUUAAUAAAUUUAAAAUAAAAAGUUAAAAAUCACAGUUAUAUAUGAAGAAAAUGAAAAUCAAAUUGAAUUUUAAUUACCAAGCUAUAUUAAUGAAAUUUAGACAAAUUAAGAUUAAUUUGAAGUUAAGGAAACCAAAUAAUCUAACAUAUAUUCUUUAGUUACUAAAUAAAUGCUUCAAAAGUAAAAGAUGUACCAAUAUUUUCUAGUAAAUUUGCUUUGAGACUUGUCAAAAAAUUUGGAGAUAGGGUCAUAUAAACUUAAGAAGAUAAUGAUGCUAUAGAGAAUUUUAAUUCUUUUAAAGCAUCUCAAUUUACAAGAUAUUAUCUUUAAAAUCAUGUCUAAAAAUGUUUAGAAACAAAAUAUGAAACUAAAAUAGAUAAUGAUGGAAUCCAGAAUAAUAAAAAUGAUUUUCAAUUAUUUGAUUAUCCUGUAUGUUAGGAAACAUAAUUUGAAAUGCUCAGUAAAAGCACAGGAUAAGUAGGAGUAGAUCAAUACAAUAUUUAAAUUAAAGUAUAUAUUUCUACAAUAUAAGAGAGGCAACAAUAAAAAGUAAUAUGAAAUUAACAAUAAUUUUUACUAACUUUCUUCAAAAUAUUUUGAAAAUUAUUAAAGUGAAAAUAGUAUUUUAAGUCCUUCUGGAUCAUAAUUGGAUUUAAGUGAUAUUGAAAUGCAGAACUUUUUUAAAAUUAAUUAUAUCUAUUAUAUUUUAAAUUUAGUUUCUGUAAAUGAUUUAAAGUAAACUAAAUUAAGAGUUAUUGUAAAUACUGUAGAUGAUGAAACUAAAAAUAAAUUUUUGCAUGAAGAAUUAAUGAAAUUUCCAUUAAUCAUAAAUCCAAUAAAACAAGAUUUUGAAGAUCCAAAUAACCAAUGUAUGAUUAUGCUUUAUGUAGAGAAUUAUAGAAGAUAAAUAAAUUAGAAAAUUAAUUGUCUUCGAUAGAUAAGACCAUAAUUUAAAAUGAAUUCUAAAAAAAAUUUAGUUUUAUUUAGGUCGGUUUAUUUGAAGAUUAUUUAAGACAUUAAGUUAGUGAUUUAGAAAAGAUUUAUAUUGAGUAUUGUAAAACGAUGAGAGAUCUAGAUAAAUUGAAUAUAAAAGAUAGAUUUAAAACUGAAUAACCUUCAAAUUUAAAUAUACCAAGUAUUUCUAGAAGUAGAAUACAUUCUCCAACAGGAUCUGUAUAAAUAUAAAAUUAUUAUUAGAGCGAAUCAAAAACCUUAUAAAAGGAAACUAAUCCUACAAUAACAAAAGGAUUAUUGUUAAAAAAAAACAUUAGAUAAAAAAAUUUAUUAACCACUUAAAAAUAUGCAUCUUCAACAAAUGUAUUCUAAUCAAGUUCUAGUAACUUAUAAACUUUAUUACAUGGUAAUACAAAUACAAUUAUUCAUUAAUAAAAAUUUUAAACAAUACAAAAAGAUACUGAACCAUAAGUAAAUAAAGAAUCUUAGAGAUAAAUUAAAAUAAAAUAACAUUUGAACUCAUAAUCAUCUAUGGAUCCUUUUUCUCUUUUAUUUCGAAAUAUGUUAUUAUAGGAGAGUUCAUAGAGUGAUAAAUCAAACAUUGAAAGAGUAUUUUCCCUGAUAGAAAAUCAUAGACUAUUAGAUUUAAAAGAUAUGCUUCAUCAUGAUCAAAAUAUCAAUAUAAAUACUUAGGAUUAAAAUGGGAAUACUUUCUUAAUGUGUGCAGCAAGAACUGGAGCAAGAGAUGUUAUAUAAUUUUUAUUACGUUAAGGAGCAGAUAUUUCAAUAAAAAAUGUAAUAAUUAUUAAUGAUUGUAAAAUAGAACUUUGGUCUAAAUGCUAUUUAAAUAGCUAUCAAUCACUACCAAUACUAAGUUGCAGAUGAAAUUAAUAGAUUUGGCAGAUCAAAUUCAUAUAUAGCUAAUUGA